Messenger RNA from Equus caballus (horse), 1697 nucleotides. It is a transcript of the gene REC114, whose product is annotated as REC114 meiotic recombination protein. The record is from RefSeq and is a predicted model, not a curated record. NCBI's taxonomy places the organism in Eukaryota, Metazoa, Chordata, Mammalia, Perissodactyla, Equidae.
GGAACCCCAAGAUGGCGGAGGCGGGAAAAGAGCAGGCGGGCUUGGGCCUCCCCGGAGGAGGUGCGGCGCAGUGGCCUCUGCAGCGCUAUGGCCGCUUCAUUCCCUCAGGCGCUGGAGAGUCGCCCGGGCCUGGCCUGGAACCUGGGACAGCCUCUUCUCUCACGUGGAAGGUUUUUGAGUCCAAUGAAGAAUCUGGUUAUCUUGUUCUCACCAUAGUUAUAUCAGGUCAUUUCUUCAUUUCCCAAGGACAGACACUACUGGAAGGGUUUUCACUCAUUGGUAGCAAGAACUGGUUGAAGAUCGUAAGACGCAUGGAUUGUCUGUUGUUUGGAACAACAAUAAAGAACAAGAGUCGCAUGUUCCGGGUACAGUUUAGCGGAGGGUCAAAGGAGCAGGCGCUGGAACACUGUUGCAGCUGUGUGCAGACCCUGGCCCAGUACCUCACUGUCCAGGUGCCCGACGGAAUCCGCCAGGACCUCCGGCUGAGUCCUGCCCCACUGAGGCCAGGUGAAAGCCAAAGGGUGGGCUGUGCGCAGAGCGUCCCACUGCCUCAUGGAUCACACCCGAUCUCGGAGCAGCAGCAGUGUGGACCAGGCGGCACAAGCGUGCCAGGAGGAAGGACCUCAGUGGCCUGCUUAGCUCAGUCUCUCCUGGCGUCGGAGGAGCUGCCCCUUGUCUGUGAACAGUCUGCGUGGAGUGCGCAAGAGUUAGGCCCCUUUCUGCGCUUGUGCCUCAUGGAUCAGAACUUCCCAGCGUUCGUGGAAGAGGUGGAAAAGGAGCUAAAGAAGCUGACAGGGUUGAGAAAUUAACACUCUAUGUACAUACAGAAUUAAGGAACGCGAAGGCACUGAAAAAAUGCUUCCUCCUAAGAUUAGAAAAGAUACUAGAAUAAAGAGUCUUAUUUCAAACACCUUUUAUCAAUGUUUUAUUUUUAAAAACAGGUGAAUCCACUUUUUUAUACAUCAUUGCACUUCAACAAUUACACAAAACACAAGUACAUGCAUCUAUGGGUACGCACUGCGUGAGAACCCUGCCGGGUGAGAAAGUUUACACUCAACCAUUAAAUCAAUGUGAAAAAAUACAGUGUCAACCCCAAGUCUAACUAGUUGCAUAGAAUACCAUGCUAUAACAUUUCAAGGUCAUUGAAAACAAAAGGUAAAUUAUAAAAGUUUGCCUUAAUUGAAUGUACAAUAAGGUUCGACACAUCAGUGCAAAAGGAUUUAAGAAUUUACAUGAGUUAACAAAAGAAUCACUUAAAAAGCAAUCAUACAUAUAUACUGCAAUUCAUUAUAUCCAUUCAGUGGACUGUUCCAGCUUCUUAUCAAAGUCGUAGGUUAAGCCCUUAAAAUUAUAGAUUUCAGUUUAUAUUACUCAUCUUUAUGUACCAGACCACACAAUUUCCUCAUCUGACAACAUACAAUAAGGAAUGACUAUCAGCAGCUUAGAAAUGAAACAAGCAUUUAUUUUAUUUUGGAUUUCUCCCACCCCCAAAAAUAUAAAUAUAUAUAUAUUUAUAUACUGUAUAUAUCUGUAGGUUUUGCUGUACUUUACAAAAAUGUAUCACUAGAUGGCAGCAGUGCAUUUUAGAGCUUUGCCAAUUUAACAGCUGCAUUAAGUAAAAAAUGGUGCAUGCAUGAUCCGAUCCUCAGAGGACCUUUACACUUCUAUUUAAAUAUUUUAACAAAGGAAAAAAAAAA